Gongylonema pulchrum is the source of this 402-nucleotide messenger RNA. The record is from the annotation of a GenBank genome assembly. Lineage: Eukaryota; Metazoa; Nematoda; Chromadorea; Rhabditida; Gongylonematidae.
AUGCAGAUUUUUGCAACUGGUAUUGAUGGCUCUCUGCGUAGUGUCGAUGUAUCGGCCGAAACGACAGUGGCCGAGCUGAAAUCGCUGUUGCUGGCCGGCGAUGAUGCAGUUCUGUCGUACGAAUCCAAAAUUCUUGCCGAUGAUAGUGCGCCCGUUUCGAUGUUUGGGAUUCGACCCGAAUCGACCCUGCAUGUGAGCGCUCGACUUCUUGGCGGUAAAGUGCACGGAUCGUUGGCUCGUGCGGGAAAAGUACGCGCGCAGACGCCAAAAGUUGAAAAACAGGAGAAGAAAAAGAAGAAAACGGGUCGAGCGGCUCGUCGUAUUCAGUACAACCGGCGUUUCGUGAAUGUUGCCGUUAAUCAGCCAGGUCGUAAACGUGGACCAAAUUCGAAUGCCAAGUAA